AUGACUCUUUCAAUAGUAGUCGUUUAUCAGUUCACUACAUCACCGUCCUUCGAUUCUAUCAUAUCAGCCAAAGAUUUAUCCGUUUUGGGUCAUUAUAUUCAUCAACCAAAAACGGACUUCUCUGCUAGAGCUAGAGUCCUAUCGGGAUCCGAAUUAUCUUUAAUUAGAUGCUCGUUAAAACUUAAAAAACUGAUCCUCCAUCGGCUGGGCUUUAACACGGAUUUUUGUACUCCCAUCCCCCUUUAUGAGCAGACGCACCGUGAUAAGUGGCCCGGCUCGGUAGUAUGCGAUAGUGGGGAGAAAUGGCGGCGUUGCGGGAAAUUCGAAAGGGGAAGGAGGUUGUAUCACUGUGCGGACUUUCAAUUGCAGCCUGCGAAUGGAAAGUUCCAUAUGGCCAUGCAGGUCAUAUAUAUGGGGCUCAGACUCCUAAAUAUAUAUAAGGACAUUCUUCGCCCUUCUGAUAGUACGUUGCUACUGCAGGAGAGUUUCUCUCGUAACUACCACUAUAAUCCCGGCAUAAUUUCGGUUUGGGAGUCUUUAUCUCUCUGUGUAGAAAUCAGUGAAUACUUUAUUGUCUUGAUAUGUGGUUAA
This is a messenger RNA of Morchella sextelata, 591 nucleotides long. RefSeq lists its product as uncharacterized. The coding region runs from base 1 to 591 and encodes 196 amino acids. NCBI's taxonomy places the organism in Eukaryota, Fungi, Ascomycota, Pezizomycetes, Pezizales, Morchellaceae. The record is from RefSeq and is a predicted model, not a curated record. The transcript is spliced from 6 exons.